This is a messenger RNA of Solanum tuberosum (potato), 1500 nucleotides long. RefSeq names its product aspartic proteinase-like protein 2. The annotation marks the transcript as partial. NCBI's taxonomy places the organism in Eukaryota, Viridiplantae, Streptophyta, Magnoliopsida, Solanales, Solanaceae. Gene Ontology annotation, biological process: proteolysis. The transcript has 11 exons. The record is from RefSeq and is a predicted model, not a curated record. Gene Ontology annotation, molecular function: aspartic-type endopeptidase activity.
UUCGAUCGUUAUGGAGAAUUGCAUGAUCUGGAUGCUAUUUCUGCUGGCUUCCUACAGCCAGUUCUCAGAUUCUUCUGUUGUGGUAUUGCGGGAGUACUCCAGCUGGAGAGAUUGCUGCCAGAGAAUCAUGUCACCACUAUUGAUGCAUUAGUGGCUAGAGACCGAGCUAGACAUGCUCGGAUUCUGCGUACAGUCACUAGUGGACUCGUCAAUUUUCCACUCAACAGCUCGUUCGACUUUAAUAAUAUCGGCAUAUAUUUUACGAAAGUGAAAGUGGGAUCGCCUCCCAGAGAAUACAAUCUAUUGAUUGAUACUGGGAGCGAAGUCUCGUGGAUUGCAUGCAGUUCUUGCAACACUUGUCCUCGGACCAAUGGACUCGGGGUUAAACUGAACUUUUAUGAUAGUGGCAACUCAACAACUGCCAUUUCCAUUUCUUGUUCAACCCGUGGGUGCAAAUGUACUAGGACAAACCAAUGUGGUUUUACCCUGAGUUACAUGGACGAGAGUAGUACAACAGGCUAUUUUGUGUCCGAUGUAUGGCAUCUGGACACAAUUUUAAGCACUUCGUCAACCGCUAGCUCUCCAGCACGAAUCAUUUUUGGGUGCAGUACCUCUGAACUUGGCAGUCUGGUCCUGACAGACAACGCAAUUGAUGGAAUUAUUGGGUUUGAUCGACAUAGUCUUUCAAUAAUAUCUCAGCUUUCUUCGCGUGGAAUUUCUCCAAAAGUAUUCUCCCAUUGCUUGAAAGGAGAGAGCGGCAUCAAUGGAGGAGGAGGUAUUUUAGUUCUCGGUGAAAUUCUGAAUCCGAGCAUGGUCUAUACUCCGCUAGUUCCAUCAACGUACCAUUACAAUGUGGAUUUGCAGAGCAUAGCUGUGAAUGGAAAACUUUUGCCUAUUGAUCCAGCCGUAUUUGAAACCUCAGAAGAUGAAGAUCGGGGAACCAUUUUUGACUCGGGUACGAGCUUGAUUCAUCUAGUCGCAGAGGCGUACGACUCCGUUAUCAGUGCGAUAACUGCCGCUAUUUCAUCUUCUGCCAAGCCAAUCACAUCAGGAACAAAUCCAUGUUAUCUAAUUUCUUCCAGUUCCUCAAAUAAUGUAACAAAACUGUUUCCUCAAGUUACUCUACACUUUGCUGGUAGUGUAUCCAUGGACUUAAAACCAGCAGACUACCUCACCAAUAUGAGCUUUUUUAAUGAUACUGCUCAGUGGUGCGUUUUCUUGAUAAGAAAAUCUCUGAGCCUAACAAUUUUAGGAGAUAUUGCUCUUAGAGAUAAGAGCAUUGUAUAUGAUUUGGCUCACCAGAGAAUUGGUUGGGCAGAUCAUGAUUUGAUGAGAUUAACCUACCUCAUCACAGAACCACCUAAAGGUACCUGUUCCACUGGACAUACUACGGAGAAAGCUGUAGCAGGCGAGAAGGGUGCAGAAGACAACAACAUUGUUGAUGACUGGGAGGAGAAGGAUGCGUUGCUAAGGAGUUGGAUCUUAGGCACCUUGACAUAA